AUGAUGUCUGAUCUAUCGAAUACCCUUCGAAAUAUGAAGUUCAUGCAGCGAACUUUAGAAUCUCGAAAAAAAUCUUUAAAAAAACCAUCAGCAACAACGUCUCAAACAGUUCCCUCUUCUCCAUCAGUCAACGUUCUCAUCAUCACGCCCGACCACCCCGGUUGUUGGCGUAUCAUCAAAAACGAGCUUACACCUAUCCCUCAAAUACCAACCACAAACUCCAAUCAUCCAUCGAUAACCUAUCAUAAUAGCGUUUUCUCCGUUCACGAUCGUAAUUACACAAGACUGUCUUUCCAAAAUUAUAACAAACGAAUCGAACCCUUGAUGAUCAAAUAUGGCCUUAAACAAGAUGUAAAUCCUCUAGAAGAUGGCGAAAUCGACCCGGACGAUGACGCUGAUGAUGAAAAUAAAACGAAAUCGAUGAAUGAAGAUGAACUACCUAGACAUUCGACGACAUUAGGAAAAACCAUGCGAAAGAAAUUCAAUAAAAAGCAGUUUACACGCCUACAAUUCGAUGAUAAAUCACGUAUUACAAAACGCAAACGAAGAACACGUGCUAGAACUUCGAGAGAUUAA
Adineta ricciae is the source of this 576-nucleotide messenger RNA. The record is from the annotation of a GenBank genome assembly. NCBI's taxonomy places the organism in Eukaryota, Metazoa, Rotifera, Eurotatoria, Adinetida, Adinetidae.